CAAUCAAGCUUUCAACUGUUUUGUGAAAGACAAUCGAUAAUCAAUUCUUAUCACCACAAGAUUUAACCAUAGAUAGUAGUCCUCAAAUAUUGGUCUCAAUGCAAAGAAGACCUCGCCGCACCCAGUCACUGCUCAACCUCACUGACAUGAAACAAUACGACAUUACUAGAUUCCAACUCUCCCUGUUGUUAAGAGCAAACCAUAUAUUAAAUUACAAAACUCAUUCUACUAAUAUGUACAUAUUAGAUUUCUCAAGUAUGAGAUCAAUUAAUUUGCGAUGCGCAACACAAUCCCCAAAACGGAAACAAGCAUUUACAAUUUCUUCACGACUCAAAACCAUAUUCAAGAUCCCGUAAAGUAAUCUCAUGAACAAUGCCACCACGUUCCUCAAAAUCUCCAAAGGAUUCCCUACCCUCCCCAGGCCCAUUCAUCCGCCCUCCGCCCUCCGCCCUCCGCCCUCCCAAUAUUACACCGACCGUAUUCAACGAGGAGAACAAGGAGUUCUGACCCAUGAGCCCUACAAAUCAUAUCCCCUACCCCUUUGGCGCUUCCGAACUCCUUCAAUCGCCGAGAAAUCCUCGACGGCCUUGUACGACGAGUUCCUUCGUUUUUACAAGGAAGAUGAUUUUGUGGGUAUGGAUAUGAGUAGAAAAUUUAUACAAAUGGGUAUGACACGAUCAAAGCGUUAUGCGAAUUAUAAAAGGGGAUGAAAAUACGAAAUUGGGAAGGAUGGUCAAAAGGUGGGAAUGGAGAAGAGUCGAGGACAUGAGGGACAGGAAGAUAAAUUAAUUGCUUGUGAAAUAUUCAAAGAAAAGUUGGGAAGGUGUAGGGGGCAUGACGGGUACAAAGUUUUGAAGGAAGGUAUCAAAAGGAGUUGAAGGAUUGGAUACGGGUGCAUGGUGAAGAAACGCUGAAGGACGAUGUGCAGGAACAGAGAGGGGAAGGGAAGUAUAUGAAACAGGAGGGGAGUAGGGAAUAUUUAUCGUAGACCGAGAAACAGGCUACAAAAUGUAACAAAAGAGAAGCGCAGGAUUAAGCAGGAGGAGUGACCAGAGGAAAGGUCUAGCAAACCAAGAAAGAGGCGAAAAACAUCUAUCUAAUCUUUGACUUGAGAAUUUUUUGGUCUUUCUUCCUCUUGCUGCUAAAUUUCGUACCAUCUCAUUAGAGCAUCAAGCCGCAUUCUAGCCCUGCCCAUGCUCCUCCAAUCAUUGAAUAUCCAAAUACCCCGAGGUAUGUUUUGCGACCCUCAAUUACCCGUG
Molecule: messenger RNA, 1259 nt
Organism: Sclerotinia trifoliorum
Lineage: Eukaryota; Fungi; Ascomycota; Leotiomycetes; Helotiales; Sclerotiniaceae
Source: the annotation of a GenBank genome assembly